AUGGAUCAAGAACUGCUUUUCAUCUCCACAGACAUUACGGGGAAAACUAACGGUGACCCUUUCAUUCAGGAUGAGUAUGUACCGAUGAACUCGAUACUUUUUGUGAGUGUGAAUGAAGACGAGUUGGAUAUAAGACAAUUGAUUUCCCGAAUCCUCUCAGAGCGACAAUCAUUCGCCAAUAUCACCGAACAGGCACUCCAAGAGGAAAUUGCAUCUUUGAAUAGUAAAGCGAACCUUGCAGAAUAUAAUGAUCGUGGAGAAGAUGUGGUGAGAGCGGAAAAUUAUGUCUUUAAGGACGAGUCAACAGGAACAAGUCAACAAGAGAUUUUUAACAAUCAACGCAUGGAACUUUCUAAGGAUGUUGGCAAUGCUCUCAAUGAAGUAUCGCUUUCCUUGGACUUUGUCUCACUACUUAUAUCAUCGGUCAAACCGGCCUUAUCAAAGAAUACAAUGUCGCCACAUUUGCAAAAAUUUGUAAAACCAACGUCAUUGACCUCAGAUAAAUUAGAAAACGAAACAGGGAGCGGAAAUGGGAGUGCAAGUGGAAACAGUAUUGAAAGUACCUUCAAUGAAAAUGGUACAAAGAACACAAAGAUUGGCGAAGGUUGGAAAACAGAGGCUAUUGGCAAGAUUACCAAGCUUUUUAAAGAGUCUGCCGAAAAUUUGAAGAUGCAGGUUGCCAAAGAGAAUCGAUAUUGGACCAUGGUCAACUCCGUGAAAUCUAAUGAUGAAGCAUUAUUUAGAAUGAGAGAUCCAGUGAGUAAUGCACGAUCUAUUGGAGUUAAAUAUGGAUAUGGGGAUUCGGGUUCUGAUUUCCAAGAUAAAGGAAACGCCUUAUUACGAAAGAAUAAUCGGACGGGCGUGAUAACUUUUGUUCCUUUAGGUUCAACCGGUGCAAAUGGGGUUCAAGUGAGCACGAAACAAUACAAGUAUGUGCGAGUUCGUAUUUUAUCAAAAGUGGAUGAAGAUUAUAUCGUGACUGGCCAAUCCAAAUUUUCCCGAAGUCAAUUUAAAUCUCUGUAUGAAGUGAUUAACCAGAUAGAGAUGGCAAGAUACUUUCUUUUUGAAGAUGAUUUGUUUUAUCAGUUGUCUAGAGAAGCCAAAAUUUUGAUCAGUUACAACAUCACAGUGUCUGCUGAUAAAAUUACCCUUGCUUUUGGAAAUGAUAUUGUUGAGAUUGAAAGUGUCGCCUAUGACGAAUCCGAAGACGGUAAUUCGCCAGCACAAUCCACUGCAUCUUCAACAAUUAACAAUGAAAAGUGCCAAUGCAUUAUUAUCUAUUUCAAGUUGAUGUUAUGCUGUUUUUACAAGUAUAAUUUAAAACUAAAACAAAAAGUGCCUACGAACUUGACAAAGUGGAAGCAGAGCAAUUCGCACCCAUUGAUCCUACGUCCAUUCUUGGGCAACUUGCGUCACGAGAUGUUUGUGGAAACUGCGGAAAAAAUUAUUAAUGAUAUUGUCAAAAGUACAAAUCUACAAAAUGAGUUGAAUAUCAAAAAGUUCACCAAUUUGGGCAAGGUGUCUAAAAACCCUUUUCAAAAGUCGAUUGAUAAGCCUAUAUCUGUGUUUUAUUUGCAAUUGAAAAAUACCGAGCAAAAAGUUCUUAAAAUAAAAGUUCUUAUCACCACAAAUGAAUUGUAUGUCAAUUUGAUCUUGCGCCUCAACGUCACACAGUAUGAACGUGUUGAAGAUAGCAAGAUCGACAUUGGUGGAUCUAACAUUUUGCUGACAGACUUUAAUGAUUUCGACGAUUUCCAAACCAGUUUAGAUUGGACAAUUAGAGACUUUCAUAGUAAUUAA
Molecule: messenger RNA, 1800 nt
Organism: Lodderomyces elongisporus
Lineage: Eukaryota; Fungi; Ascomycota; Pichiomycetes; Serinales; Debaryomycetaceae
Gene: MED17
Product: Med17p
Exons: 2
Coding region: 1-1800 (599 amino acids)
Biological process (GO): regulation of transcription by RNA polymerase II
Cellular component (GO): core mediator complex; mediator complex
Molecular function (GO): transcription coregulator activity
Source: RefSeq, a predicted model, not a curated record